AGCCUAUCUUAAUUUUUUUUUUCGCUUUUUUUUUUAAUCAUUAAACUCCAGCAGUUGCGGGGUGAGAAUUUAUCAAUGGAAAUACGGUAAGAAACUACAGCCAUGUCACACCUUUAUACGAAUACAUUACAUCAGAAUUAGGUAGAAAAAUGCCACAAUAUAAUGACCUUUUUCGAUCCUUCCGGUAAUUUUGUCAGACCACCGUGUAAUUAAAAGAAGAACACAAGCUGGAGAUAGAAGAACCUGGCUAUUAUUGAUAACUUGUUAGAUCUAUGCCAGUAUUCUAUGUAAAAAUUGGUGUUUAUUGAAAUUGUUCACCGUUCAAAAAUAUGGUAUUUUUUGCCCUUUCCGCCACUCAUAGUUGUACACAUAAUUUUAACCAUGAACUUAAAUAUAAGUGACAUUAUAUGAAAUAUCAUCUUUGUGCUUUCAUUUUGGGAUAUGAAAUGCAGAUUGAAAGCGACCACGGUUAUAUGGAAUGAUGUUUAUGACAUUGAUUUUGAUCUUAUGACCAAAUGCAUUUCUCGUCUUAACGAAGUUGUACAAAUAAUUUCUAGAUUGAACAGGCCUAAUCAAUAGAAUCGUUCUUUCAAUAACUUUAAUAUAUAGUGUAUGGAACCAAUGACUAAAUUGUGUUGGCGAUGUUCAGUAAUAAUUAACCAUGCUUUUAGAAAUACUAUAUUUUCAGCUGACCAGUGGUUAUAUACAGAAAGUAGUUCGAGCUUAGUAAUGAGUUGUGGAUCCGUGUAGAUAUAUUCGAAUCCGGGGGAUAAUUAGUUAAGAAACAUUAAUAUACUUGAUCAGGCUCGUUCAUAGUCAAAAUGUGGUUCGAUUCUAUUUUUAGAUUUUUGUUAAUAUAGAGAAGUUUACCUAAUUAUGAUGUGCGUGAUGUAUGGGAGUGUGUAUUUCAUAGCAUUGCCAAAACACAGACGACAAUUCGUGUUUACUUCUUCCCCAUAAUUUACACAGAUAAAGCCACGCGUCACGUUUAAAUCACUCAAGAUCUUUUAAAAACUAAAAUUCUUCUCUCUGAGGAAAGCUAUUUAAAUCAAAACUAACUUAAAAAUAAACAUUGAAUGGUUUUACUUCAAGAGUGACAUAAGGCCUUAUAUAUUGAUCCUCAAACUGCGCCGCAUCGCUUGUACAACUUCAUCACAGAAUUCUUAUUUAACGGGCACCUGUUACAUUUGACGAUCCGCGAACAUGGGCUGUUGUGAUGACUCUUCCAUUUUGUCCAGAGUGGCCACAGUGGUCAUCAUCGUGUCUUUUGCCUGUUGCACGAUUGCCAUUUUUACACCCUAUUGGUCAAAUCUAGAGGCGAAUGGCAGUGUGAACUACACGGGAUUGUUUUACACCUGUACAAAUGAUAUUUCCAACUGCUUCAACAUAGACAACGUGCUCUCCAUCUACCAAGGAACCAGUUACUAUGACGAUUUCAUAGCCACUCUGUCCCUGCAGAUUGUGGGCUGGGUUGGCGUCCUGGUUGCCAUGGUAGUUAUGAUUGUUUUCUCCUCUUGUGUACCCAACAAAAUCCUCGGCUGGGUGGCUGUCAUAUUCAUGUUGAUCGGAGGUUUAUGUAUUACGAUCAGCCUGAUUAUCUAUGGAGCCUCCCUGACCGAUCUCUACAACUCCCUCCUAAACUGGUCCUUUGGUCUGGACGUAGCUGGCGCGGCCCUGGCGCUCACCGCCGCGGUCCUAAUGAUCGUCAACAGUUGCAUCAUACCGUAGUCUGGCAUCUAGCGGCUGUCAACACAGCUAUGGGGAGAUAAUCCACGACAAGUCUGCAUGGGGCCAGUUCCCAGUCAUAGCUGGGACCGUUCCGUGUAAAACAUCCACAUGACAUUCAACUGACUCAGCAAAGAAUCGAAGUUAUUGACUCAGAUAGUGAGCUUAGUCUCCAGCGCUGCAUUAAUACCUCAAGUGGUCUCAUUACCAGAUACAUUAUACACUGUAUAACAUAUGUCUCUGUUGUUACCCAGAGUGGUCUUUUAUACAUUGAAUAUAGAUUACUAAUGUCACUCCACAUUCCACCUUCAAUAGUGAUACUGUUAAAAAGAGCAGAUCAUGCUUCUUUCUUGCCUCAUGAAAAUAAAUUCUUCCAUCUUCUCCAAAAGUGUGCAAUAUAUUUCUAUACCUCAUAUUGUUAUUCGUAAUAAAAUGCAUUACGGUAA
Messenger RNA from Ostrea edulis (European flat oyster), 2171 nucleotides. RefSeq lists its product as uncharacterized. Gene Ontology annotation, cellular component: membrane. NCBI's taxonomy places the organism in Eukaryota, Metazoa, Mollusca, Bivalvia, Ostreida, Ostreidae. The coding region runs from base 1204 to 1728 and encodes 174 amino acids. The record is from RefSeq and is a predicted model, not a curated record. The transcript has 3 exons.